Molecule: messenger RNA, 535 nt
Organism: Aspergillus aculeatinus CBS 121060
Lineage: Eukaryota; Fungi; Ascomycota; Eurotiomycetes; Eurotiales; Aspergillaceae
Exons: 1
Coding region: 306-473 (55 amino acids)
Source: RefSeq, a predicted model, not a curated record
GCGAGUCACAAGGCACACAAACUGGUCUGUGCACCCUACGUGCGAAUCGGGAACGGUCGCAUUCAGCUGCCCACAAGCGUGCCUCUCGCAAGGCUACCUAAUACCCAAGUGAUAGAAAAGGCCAUGAGAUAUACAACACCCACGUCGCCCAUACAUCACCGUUGAUGCAUGCAAACAUUUCUCUCAACCUCACCAGUUGCUGUGCGCGGAAUACAACCUCGACGACUGGCAUGCAGAAAGUGAGCAAAAUGCUUCAUCUUUUCUGUACGGUCGGAGCCUGAGCUUACUCUGCUACAACUCACCGUAUGUCAUGGCCCAGUAGACCGGUGAGAUGCCCCAUCGUCACAAAGCCAGGGGCAGCAUUCCUGGUUUCGUUUGCCAUCAACGCCACAUCUCGUAUAACAGUACCUCAAGAAGGAUCAGCAACCCUUCAAGGUCAACUGAUGGGUCAGACUCACUUCUGGGAGUACUGAAAAGGCUUUCUCAGUAGUUGUCGCAUAAAAUAUCAAAUCUGCAUCAUGGAUUUACCUGUCGG